AUGGGCCCGACUGGAGUGGGUGAUGGAGUGGGCCUGGCUGAUGCAGGUGAAGGAAUGGGCCCGGCUGAAGCGGGUGUGUCGGAUGUAAAAGGUAUGGAAGUUCCGCUCCAAAUUUGUCGUAAAAACGAUACAGCUAUAGAUACCACUGAUGCUUUCACAACUUCAGAGAGAUUUGUCACACGGGAAGAAGUUAUCCGUUGGGUUAAAGAGACUGGAAUUAACAAUAAAGUGACCGUUAUUAUCACGCGUUCAGACACCGAAACAGGCAAAAGAGGAAGAAGUAACAAAGUGAUAUUUGGGUGCGAUGAAGGUGGAAAAUAUAAGGAUAAAAGUGAGACUCAAAGUGCUACUAAGAGAUGUGGAUGUCCAUUCAAAAUCAGAUCGACUCCGGCAAAAGAUGGUUCUGGAUGGAAGGUUGAUGUAAAGUGUGGAGUUCAUAAUCAUGGUUUACCAGAUAGAUUAGAAGGUCAUUCAUUUGUUGGUAGGUUGAUAACCGAUGAGAAGCAGCAUGUUGCUGAUUUGACAAAGAGACAUGUUCCGCCUAGACACAUAUUGAUUUCCUUGCAAGAGCGAGAUCCUGAGAACGUCACUCGGAUCACGCAAAUAUACAAGCAUAAAAGUGUGAUUGAAGCGGAGAUAAGAGGUCCAAGAAGUGAGAUACAACAUUUGUUUAAGCUUAUAGAGGAGGCGAACUAUGUUUAUUGGAGUAGGAAACGGGAUGAUUGUGAAGUUGUGAGAGAUAUUUUUUGGGCUCAUCCAGAUUCGGUAAAGUUGCUGAAUCUUUUUCCUACUGUCUUGAUUAUGGACGCCACUUAUAAGACCAACAAAUAUAGACAACCUCUGUUUGAAGUAGUUGGUAUGACAUCGACCGAGUUGACAUUUGCGGUUGCAUUUGCUUAUAUGGAGUGUGAGCUGACAGAGAGUUUUAUUUGGGUCUUGGAUAAGCUGAAGCAAUUGUUUGUGAAGAAAGAUGUGGUUCCACAAGUGAUUUUGACGGAUAGAGAUCUUGCUUUGAUGAGAGCAGUUGAAGUUGUUUUUCCUACGACGCAUAACUUGCUAUGUCGUUUUCAUAUUAACAAAAAUGUUGGGAUGAAAUACAAGGAAUAUGUGAUGAAAGACAUGCAAGAGACAAUAGGCACAUUGUGGAAAGAUGUUGUAUGGGCUAGUAAUGAGGUUGAGUAUGGUGUACGGUUGCAAUAUCUUGAACAAGCAUGCUUUGCUUGUAAUGACUUCCUCGAUUACGUGAAGAACACUUGGUUGAUCCCACAUAGGCAAAGAUUUGUAAGCGCAUGGAUUAAUCGAGUGCUUCAUUUUGGUAAAACCACGACAAAUCGGGUUGAAUCUGCACAUUGGAAGCUAAAGCAGAUGAUAGGAGACAGCCUUGGUGACAUGGUCAAAGUUUGGGAAGCUAUGAAUUCUAACCUAAAAAUCCAAAUAGGUAACAUUCGAGCUUCGUUUCAAAAAAGUUUUUAUGAGGUUGAGCACGCACACAUUAGUCCAUUUUAUGAUAAUUUGCGUGGUUCAGUAUCGAGAGCUGCUUUGAGACGCAUUGCAGAAGAGUUAUCGAGGCUUGAUUAUGUGUUAAAUAGUAGGGAAAAUGUGGUUGUACUAUGA
This is a messenger RNA of Vicia villosa (hairy vetch), 1614 nucleotides long. RefSeq names its product protein FAR1-RELATED SEQUENCE 5-like. The transcript has 3 exons. NCBI's taxonomy places the organism in Eukaryota, Viridiplantae, Streptophyta, Magnoliopsida, Fabales, Fabaceae. Gene Ontology annotation, molecular function: DNA-binding transcription factor activity, RNA polymerase II-specific. The record is from RefSeq and is a predicted model, not a curated record. Bases 1 to 1614 code for a protein of 537 amino acids.